CUCAAACCUGGCCUCCUCUCCCCGCUUCCCCCGCCUCGAAUCCCUCCCCUCCUCCGCCUCCGCCUCUUGCCGGACUCCGGCCGGAGCCCGCAAUUCGCGGGCCCCACCUCACCUAGGGUUCCCCUGUUCACACCACUCGCAACCCCGUCUCGAGGGAUGGCUCCGUGACGAGGGCGAGGGGCCUGGAGGAAUUGCGACGGCUCGGGAGUGGCGCUGAAGAUGCUGAACUCGUCGGCGUCGAGGCGGGAGGCCGCGAGGAGCGGCGAGCUCCCGCGACCCUCGGCGGCGGCGGCGAUGGCGCGGAGCGGGGAGCUGCCGAAGGGCGCCGCGGCGCCGGUACGACACGAGGGGUGGAUGGUGCGGUACGGGCGGAGGAAGAUCGGGAGGUCGUUCUUCCAUACGCGCUACUUCAUCCUCGACAACAAGCUGCUCGCCUACUACAAGAAGGAGCCCAAGGACAACAUGAUGCCACUCAAGUCAAUUCUUAUUGAUGGAAAUUGCAGAGUUGAGGAUAGAGGGCUUAAAACACAUCAUGGGCAAAUGAUCUAUGUGCUAUGCAUUUACAACAAGAAACAAAAGGAGACUCAAAUCACGAUGGGUGCAAAUGAUAUUGAGGAUGCCCUGGCCUGGAAAAGGAAGAUAGAGCUUCUCAUUGAUCAGCAACAAGAUACUACGACAGCUAAAAACCGUAAAGCUUUCGCUUCAUUGGACUUUGACAUGGAUCUUGGAGGACCAUUUUCGUUCUCUGAUCAUGACAGUGGACCUGAAGAUGAAGAACAGCCCCGGCCCACCUUGCUUCGCAGGACAACUAUAGGGAAUGGCCCUCCUGAUUCAGUACAUGACUGGACCAAAGAGCCUGAUAUUGGGCUGUCAAAUCAGAAUGACACCAAUCAGGCUUACUCCAGAAAGAACUGGCGGCUACUUAGAUGCCAGAAUGGAUUACGCAUCUUUGAAGAACUUGUGGAGGUUGAAUACCUUGCAAGAAGCUGUAGCCGAGCAAUGAGGGCUGUCGGAGUUGUGGAAGCCACAUGCGAAGCCAUUUUUGGGCUUGUAAUGAGUAUGGAUGUAACACGAUAUGAGUGGGAUUGUAGCUUCCAAUAUGGGAGUUUAGUUGAAGAGGUUGAUGGUCAUACUGCAAUACUAUAUCAUCGACUGCAGCUGAACUGGUGUUCAAUGUUGGUCUGGCCCCGAGAUCUUUGUUAUGUACGAUACUGGCGGCGCAACGAUGAUGGAAGCUAUGUUGUGCUGUUUCGAUCUACUGAACAUCAGAACUGUGGCCCCCAACCAGGAUUUGUGAGGGCUUUUAUCGAAAGUGGAGGUUUCAAGAUUUCUCCUCUCAAAUGUCUCAACGGGAGACCGCGCACUCAAGUUCAACACCUUAUGCAAAUUGAUCUUAAGGGAUGGGGCGUGAACUACUUUCCAUCAUUCCAGUACCACUCUUUGUUGCAGAUGCAGAACUGUGUUGCUGGAUUGCGUGAAUACUUUUCCCAAACGGAUGAAAUUCAUAUAGUUCCAAGGAUUCCGGUGAUGGAUAAUAUGGUCAAUGCGGUCUCAGUGAAAAAGGAUAAGAAGCUUCAAGAUGUUGACUCGAAGACCAAACAAGCAGAUUCAGGACAAGCUGAUAACAAGGGUUUAGAUAUGAUAGAUGAAGAGUCAGAUGAAGAUGAUGAUUAUCAACUUCCUGAAGCUAGCUUGGAGGAAGAACCUACCAAAUCUGACAGCGAUGCUAAGUGCUCAGAUCCAAUAGAUUUGUCUGGGUUUUCGGGCAUUAUUCGUCAGGAUGCAAAUGAGAAAAGUCGUAACUGUUGGACAGUACCUGAUAGCAAGAUCUUUAAAGUUCGUAGCAAGAACUUUCCACAUGACAAAUCCAAGGUACCAGCAGGGAAGUACCUUAUGGAGCUUGUAGCGAUUGACUGGCUUAAGGAUACCAAGCGUAUGGAUCAUGUUGCCAGGCGGAAAGGAUGCGCAGCUCAGGUUGCUGCCGAGAAGGGGAUGUUCACUUUUCUUGUAAACAUACAAAUUCCUGGAUCAAGCCAUUACAGCUUGGUCCUCUAUUUUGUCACAAGCUCCUUGAAGAAAGGAUCACUAUUGCAGCGUUUUGCUGAUGGUGAUGAUGAUUUUCGAAACAGCAGAUUGAAGCUUAUCCCAUCUGUUCCAAAGGGGUCUUGGAUAGUGCGGCAAAGCGUUGGAAGCACCCCUUGCUUACUGGGGAAGGCUGUCGAUUGCAGCUAUUUGCGUGGUCCUGAGUACUUGGAAGUAGAUGUAGAUAUUGGUUCAUCAGCAGUUGCAAAUGGAGUUCUAGGCUUGGUGUUUGGUGUUGUUACCACAUUGGUAGUUGACAUGGCUUUUCUUAUACAGGCAAACACCUACGAUGAGCUCCCGGAGCAACUUCUAGGAGCUGCGCGGCUAUCACACAUCGAAGCCUCCACAGCUGUAGUUCCUGAACUUGAUAAUACUUCCUGAGCGGAAUGAAUCAAGUGGUGCGGAUUCUUUUAUUCUUUCCUCAUACUCUCUCCAUUUGUCCGGUCACUGCAACAUUUUGCAGUUUGGUAGCAUCACCAGUGAAGUUCAGAUAGAUACUGCAGCAGUCUUCAAGCGCAUAUACCUUGCCCUCAUACAGUUUUGCCAUUUUCUUUUCUCUUUUUUACAGCCUUGUUGGCCCAUCUUUUAGAUCAAGGUCAAUUAGUUGUUGCCAUCCAGUAGAUAUUAAUAUAUCAGGUAAGGGAAUGAGGAUAUGAAAGUGACUAUAAAACAUGGUUUGGAAGACAA
Molecule: messenger RNA, 2769 nt
Organism: Phragmites australis (common reed)
Lineage: Eukaryota; Viridiplantae; Streptophyta; Magnoliopsida; Poales; Poaceae
Product: protein ENHANCED DISEASE RESISTANCE 2-like
Exons: 22
Coding region: 220-2463 (747 amino acids)
Molecular function (GO): lipid binding
Source: RefSeq, a predicted model, not a curated record